UAUGCGACAAAAGCGCGUAUUUUCUAAACCAUGGACCUUCCUAUUAGACUUUUAGUUCCUCUUCGAAAAGUCUUCUAAAUAUUUCUAGAACCUCUUAGUACUUGUAUUAAAUUAUCUAUUCCCAUUCGUUUUUCUCUUCCAUUACCUACUACUAUUUCUUUCUAUCCAUCAAUUUUUAUACUCAAAUCUUCAAGAAGAGAGAGAGAGAGAGAGAGAAAAGGCAGAAAUUUCUGAGCUUUUUAUUAGAGAACAUAUAGAUAGUUAUGGUCGUGUUGUUCCUGGUGAAGUUUGGCAAAGUUGUAGCCAAUGGAAGAUUCUAAGAUCAUCAUCAGUCGUCACAAAAACAAUCUCGUUCAUUCUAUUGUCUUUCUUUUCGGUUUUUAUUGUUGGGAUUGGGAAUUCCUCACUGCUCUUUUGCUUUUCAGUUACUGCUCCUUCUAAUUUAAUUUCCUCCUUAGGAUCUUGUCAAUUAAAAUUACAGCUAACUCGUAAUAAGCCCAAAAAUCUCCAAAGGGGAUUUUUUUUUUCCCAAAAUUUCCACAAGUUCGAUAGAUUUAGUAUAGCAAGGGAUGUCGCAAAGGACAGCGCCGGCGCCUUUUCUGUUGAAGACGUAUCAGUUGGUGGAUGAUGUGUCCACUGACGAUGUAAUAUCUUGGAAUGAAAAUGGCACAACGUUUGUGGUUUGGAAAACUGCUGAAUUUGCAAAGGAUUUGCUGCCAAAGUACUUCAAGCACAAUAAUUUCUCCAGCUUUGUUCGUCAGCUUAACACCUAUGGAUUUCGCAAGAUUGUGCCUGACAAGUGGGAAUUCGCCAACGAGAACUUCAAAAGAGGACAGAAGGAGCUCCUCACAGCAAUACGCCGUCGGAAGACCGUGACAUCAGCCCCAGCCAUUGGAAAGUCUGUGGCAGCUGGGACUUCAGCAUCUCCGGACAAUUCUGGGGAUGAGAUAGGUUCAAGUUCAACCUCGUCCCCUGACUCCAAGAACCCUGGGUCCGUUGAAACCCCUGGAAAGUUGUCGGCACAAUUCACAGACUUGUCGGACGAGAACGAGAAGCUAAAGAAAGACAACCAGAUGCUGAGCUCAGAGCUGAUGCAGGCGAAGAAACAAUGUGAUGAGUUGGUUGCUUUCUUGAGCCAGUACGUGAAGGUUGCACCCGAUAUGAUCAAUCGAAUCAUGAGCCAAGGAACCCCAUCGGGGACAAGCCUUGAAGAGUUGGUCAAGGAGGUUGGUGGUGUUAAAGACUUAGAAGAACAAGGUAGUUACAAUGACGAUGAUGAUGAAGAAGCUGAUGAUGAUGACGAAAAGGGUGAUACUCUGAAACUAUUUGGCGUGUUAUUGAAAGAAAAGAAGAAGAAAAGGGGUCUGGAUGACAAUAAUGAUUUUUGCGGGGUACGUGGGAAAAUGAUGAAAACUGUGGACUAUAAUGCUCCUUGGAUGAAAAUGUCAUCGGCAGCUGGAGAGAGCAGCAAGGUUUGUAACUGAGGUGAACUUGAUGUGUUAAGGUGGAGCAGUGCAGAGCAGAGUAUUUAGCUUCUCCCUUUUGAUUUAGUAAUUUCAUUUGGAUUUCAAAAGUUUGUUAUUAUGAAUAAUUAGAGAAUCUCAUUAGUACGAGUAGCAUUGGGGUAAGAUUACUGCUAAGAGUAGUAAUCUCAACCCCCAAGUAGAACUAUAUACAUAUCAAUUAUCAGGACAGAUGCUGCAGCCCGAAAGUUUGGUUUGCAUCGUCGAAACUCAUAAUGAUAAUAAUAAUGGUUUCUGAUUUA
Molecule: messenger RNA, 1765 nt
Organism: Capsicum annuum
Lineage: Eukaryota; Viridiplantae; Streptophyta; Magnoliopsida; Solanales; Solanaceae
Product: heat shock factor protein HSF24
Exons: 2
Coding region: 570-1484 (304 amino acids)
Biological process (GO): regulation of transcription by RNA polymerase II
Cellular component (GO): nucleus
Molecular function (GO): RNA polymerase II cis-regulatory region sequence-specific DNA binding; DNA-binding transcription factor activity
Source: RefSeq, a predicted model, not a curated record